Messenger RNA from Necator americanus (New World hookworm), 255 nucleotides. RefSeq lists its product as uncharacterized. The transcript has a single exon. Lineage: Eukaryota; Metazoa; Nematoda; Chromadorea; Rhabditida; Ancylostomatidae. The coding region runs from base 1 to 255 and encodes 84 amino acids. The record is from RefSeq and is a predicted model, not a curated record.
AUGCAUCGAUCUUCAGCCAAAUCGGCAAAAGACGAUUUCAUGCGUAACGGAUGGAUCCCGGAUGCCAUAUUCACGCUCAACGUCAAUGCUAAGAAUAUCUCGUUUUACGCAAGUGAGGGACGGGAUUCGAAAUCCUGUCCUGCGUCAGCGAUCAAGGAUCACGGACGCCACCGCACUUGCCAAGUUCAGCAAAAUAAGAUGGGCCGGAAACGUGAUGCGUUUCAACGGCGAGGUACCAAAGCCGUGGACGACUGA